AUGGAGGAAAGGAGAUCCUCCUCAUCCUCUUCCGGAAAACCAACACAGACCAUCACCGCACCAGCUGAUGACGCCCUCGAGAGUGGUCCAUCUUCUCCUCUUCUCGUCAGAGUCUCUGUCUUCGAAACAGAGCAUGAGACCACCAAGCUUCACCACGCCCCUUCAACUUUUCUCGGAAAACCUGAUGAUACUGACUUUCCUCCGAUUAAAAGCCUUAGUGACGCUAAGUUUGUCUGCAUGGUUGAAUCAUCAAAGCUUUGGGAAAUAGCUGCACCAAUAGCCUUUAACAUUUUAUGUAACUACGGAGUUAACUCCUUCACAAGCAUUUUUGUCGGCCAUAUCGGCGAUCUCGAGCUCUCCGCCGUCGCUAUCUCUCUCUCCGUCGUCUCCAACUUCUCCUUCGGUUUCUUGUUAGGAAUGGCGAGUGCGUUGGAAACGUUAUGUGGACAAGCGUUUGGAGCGGGACAAAUAGAAAUGUUAGGAGUUUACAUGCAACGUUCUUGGCUUAUACUCAUCGGAACAUGCUUCUGCUUGCUUCCACUCUACAUCUACGCAACUCCUCUUCUCAUUCUCCUCGGCCAAGAACCCGAAAUUGCUGAAAUCUCUGGCAAAUUCACUGCUCAUAUCAUCCCUCAAGUAUUCGCCCUUGCCAUCAACUUCCCCACCAAGAAGUUUCUCCAAUCACAAAGCAAAGUAGGGAUCCUUGCAUGGAUCGGUUUCGUCGCCCUGACCCUUCACAUCUUCAUCCUCCACCUCUUUAUAAACGUUUUCAAAUGGGGACUUAACGGCGCAGCGGCUGCCUUUGUUGUCUCCGCUUGGGGAAUCGCGAUCGCGCAGCUUGUUUACGUUGUAGGGUGGUGUAAAGACGGUUGGCGAGGGCUUUCUUGGUUGGCGUUUCAAGACGUUUGGCCGUUUUUGAAACUGUCGUUUGCGUCUGCGGUUAUGCUUUGUCUUGAGAUUUGGUAUUUCAUGACUAUCAUUGUCUUAACCGGACAUCUUGAAGACCCUGUCUUAGCCGUUGGAUCUCUCUCCAUCUGUAUGAACAUUAACGGAUGGGAAGGAAUGUUGUUCAUAGGGAUCAAUGCUGCUGUAAGUGUUAGGGUGUCAAAUGAGCUAGGAUCUGGACAUCCAAGAGCUGCCAAAUACUCGGUGAUCGUAACGGUGAUAGAGUCUCUAAUCAUUGGAGUGGUGUGUGCUAUUGUAAUUCUCAUUACACGAGAUGACUUUGCAGUCAUUUUUACGGAUAGCCAAGAGAUGAGAAAGGCGGUAUCUGAUCUUGCUUACCUUCUCGGUAUAACGAUGAUUCUCAACAGUUUACAACCGGUUAUAUCCGGUGUUGCUGUGGGAGGAGGAUGGCAAGCACCGGUGGCUUAUAUCAACUUGAUUUGUUACUAUAUUUUUGGUUUACCUCUAGGGUUUCUUCUAGGUUAUAAAACCAGACUUGGCGUGCAGGGGAUUUGGAUUGGUAUGAUAUGUGGGACUAGUCUUCAGACUUUGAUCCUUGUGUACAUGAUAUACAAAACCAAUUGGAACAAAGAGGUGGAACAAGCUUCGGAGAGGAUGAAACAAUGGGGAGCUGGAUAUGAGAAAUUAGAAAAACCAGUAACUUAAAUUUUCUGUUGACGGGAUUCAGUAUACAUCUACCUGUUAACUGUAUAUACCUAAUGUAUUUUAACUGUAUAAAUCAAAUUCUUUUGGUCGUACUGUAUAAAUUUU
Eruca vesicaria subsp. sativa (arugula) is the source of this 1716-nucleotide messenger RNA. NCBI's taxonomy places the organism in Eukaryota, Viridiplantae, Streptophyta, Magnoliopsida, Brassicales, Brassicaceae. The record is from the annotation of a GenBank genome assembly.